Molecule: messenger RNA, 696 nt
Organism: Triticum turgidum subsp. durum (durum wheat)
Lineage: Eukaryota; Viridiplantae; Streptophyta; Magnoliopsida; Poales; Poaceae
Source: the annotation of a GenBank genome assembly
AUGGGGAAGAAGCAGAGCGGCAACGGCGGCGUGGAGAAGGUGGCGGCAAGGGAGUUCUCGCUCAAGGUGGCGAUGCACUGCCGGUGCCACGGGUGCACGGACAAGCUGCGCGCGGCGGUGCGGGACCUCACGCUGGCGCCGGGGGUCGAGGCGGUGGACCAGGCCGCGGCCGAGGCCACGGGCGAGGUGCGCGUGCUGGCCACGGCCGACCCCGAGCGGCUCCGCAAGGGCCUCCGCAAGGCCACCGGCAAGAAGGUGGACCUCGUCUUCCCGCCCGCCAAGGAGCGCAGGAAGGGGGAGGGGGAGGACGCCCGGGCCGCCGACGCCGCCGCCGUCCAGGCCCUGCUCGCCGACCUGCAGCUGCACCACCAGUACGGGGGCCAGGCGGCGGCGCGUCACCAGUACGGGGGCCAGGGCGCCGCGGCCGCCGCGUGGGCGGCCAGCCAGCAGCACCAGCAGCAGCUGCUCGGCCUCGGGGGCGGGUGGAACGGCGGCGGUGCUGCCGGGGGCUACGGCGCGGCGUACCCGUGGCAGCCCUCCUCUGCGGCCUCCUACUACCCGGCUGCGCCCGCCGCUGGUGCUGGUUGGGGCGCGUACGGCGGCUACGGGUACGCUCCUCAGGCGCAGGCUCCGGCCCAGGGCCACGGCGGCUACUACCGCGCCAGCUCGCCGGCGUGGCACGGCCAGGGCUACUGA